AUGUUCUCCAACCUGAUCAGCAGCCGCAAGGGCUCGGGCGAUCGCACCAAUGCCUCCGCGUCGGCCAACCAUCGUCUUUCGGGAACAACUCAGCCCGUCACAGCAGAGCGCAUCCGCCAUCCGCAGCACGUGUACGCACACGAAGGCUCCAGCUCGCCCUCUUACGAAAACAGCCCGCAUGGCUCGUCAUACAUGUCUCGCAAGGACAGCGCUGGAUCCACCUCCGCCGCCUCAGCCUGGAACAGCCCCGGCGGCGCACCCACAUACUCGCGCUCGCCAGCACAGCUGCCCGAAGAGAUGCGUGCGCGCGAGAAGCAACGUCAGGCGGAACGAGAACGCGAACGCGAACGGCGCGAGCGUCAGUCGAGCCAGUCGUCGGUCAACACGCCGGCGCCUGCGCCAGCCGUCGCUGCGACGCUAGCACACGACUCGCCCGCCAAGUACUCUUCCAGCCACAUGGAGUCGUCCGUCACGCGCCUGCUGGUAGCCACCAAGAUGCUGCUCGAGUCGCUCACCAAGUGGUCCGUCGGACAGCGCAGCGAGGAGGACGUCUCGGACAUCUACGUGCGCCUCGGCAAUGACUUUAACUCGGCCAAGCUCGCCUUUGGCUCGUACGGCAUCGACAUGAGCGACCUCAGCUCCGUGCCCGACGAUCUGCGCGACUGCUUGGAACGCUGCCUCUCCGAGGAGGCCUCGCCCGCCGUGCUCGAGGUGCAUCUGCCACGCAUCCGCGAGAUCAUCAUCAACCUCCUCCAAGGCCUCAAGAUGAAGCAGGCCGAAUACAAGCAGUUCCUGGUCCAGCAGCGCGCCGUCAAGGAAGCACGCCGCUCCAGCCUCCUCGGCGAUGUCCAGGCCACAUCCACUCCUCCACCGGCUCGUCAGCCACAGCCACAGCCACAAACAUCGAGCCGCGUGCUGGGCCCUCGCGCCUCGAGACAAGGUGUCAGCGAAGGAGGCUUUGCUGCUUCCUCAGACUCCCACGCCACCGCUACCUCUUCUGCCACUUCCUCACAACGACCCGAGUCCCUUCAGCGUGCGAGCUCUGCGGGCGCAGCACUGCUUUCGGAUCGAACAUCGCAGCCUGCAGCUGGUCCCGACGAUGCAGCCGAUGCGUCGAGCGCUACAGCAGCCGCCAGAAGCAACAGCAGCAUCGUUCGCCCGCCCAGUCGCGUCUCUCGCACCGCCAGCGAACGCACGGCAGAAAAGCGCAGCAGUGAGCAGCACUCACCCGCACCUCCCCAGCCUGCCACACUCGCCUCGUCGGACGCAUCGGAGACCGACUCGGGUCAGGUGACGCCGCGUAUGCCGAGCGUCGAACGUCACACCCUUGUCGACGAUGGAGCCGUCGCACCGCCCGUCGCAGCUGAAUCCGACGACGAACAGGAGAAUCUGACGGACGAGCCCACCGCUCCGGUCAGCAUGACGCCGCAACGACUCAGCACACGCUCGCCUCGCCACACGCCCAAAUCCUCCGUCGACGCUGAAGACUACACCGACCACGAUCCCAGCCUGCGCGCGCUCAAGAAUCGCGACGCGCUCGAGCGCCGUGCGAGCAAGCGCUUCAGCGCCUACACCUUCAACAAGAUGGGCAUCGGCCAGAGCUACAGCCAGGGUCUCGGCAUGAACAUGUUUCCUCCCUCAUCCACCGGCGGCAACGGCAGCCCGCUGGCCGAGCGCAAGCCGUCCGAGCGCCGUGGCAGUGGCGCACGCCGCGUCGUCCGUCCGCCGCUGCCCGAGUCGAGUCCUGCGCUCGAGGCCGCUGGCCUCUCGAGUCCGUCCACCUUUACGCGCACCGCCGACUACUUUGGCUCGGCCAGCGCAAGCGGCAGCGGCAACGGCGCAGGUGCUGGCGGCGCCCGUGCGAUCCCUCGAUCCAGAAGUGCCGCCACUGUCGACAGCAAGUUCGAGUCGAUCGAAGAGGUCAAGACGCCCACCUCAUCCACCUUCAGCCGCGACGGCCGCAGCCCUUCGCCCGAGCCCCGCGCCAAAGACGCAGAGCCGCUUUCCAGCACAGCGACGGCGCGCGCAUCUGGGCAGUCGAGGGACCUCCUCUCGCCCACCCCGCCGGGCGGGCGUGUCACUUCGCACGCCGCCAGCUCGACCGAAUCGCUACCCUUUGUCGAUGCUCAGCCGCCCGCCUCGGACGCUGGCGACGUUGCCGAGGCUCAUCCGACCACCGCCAAGCCAGGCUCGCUCGACUCGAAAGCGCUCGGCGCAUCGAUCAACGCGGUGCCCUCCACGCCACGCAGUCGGACGAUUCAGGCCUCGCCGGAUGCGCUCAACGUCUUCCUGCAGCUCGGCCGCCAGACGCGCAAGGCGGUGAUCGAGUUGGAUUCUACCAACCCGAUCACCCGGGGCAUCAGCGUCGCGCGUCUACGCAUGCUCUUCAUCGACCGCUUUGCCUACUCGCCUGGCAUGGACGACUUCCCCACCAUCUACCUCAAGGACCCCGCGAGCGGCGUCACGUACGAGCUCGAGGAUCUUGCCGAUGUUCAGGAGGGCAGCCUGCUCACGCUCAACAUCGAGCCCUUAGAUCAGGUCAAGCAGCACCUCGACCUGUCGCUCGGCACCAUCUCGCGCGAGAUUCGUGAGCUCAAGACGGCGCUGGCCGAGCGCGAGCGCGACGCGCGUCGCAUGUCUCACGGAUUCGUCGGCAACGACACUCUGCUCGCCGUCACGCCGGCGCACGCGACGCCCACCAAGAUCAGCGACUCGCAGUUCCAAGCUGCUGGGCAGCGUGUUGCACAGCUCAAGCGAGCCAACACGCGCGCAGCUGGAGCACAGCACGAAGAAUCGGGCGCGCCGCUGGUGCAGAGCCCCUCGGUGGCAUCGCCCACAUCGUCGGCCAUGGCGGGCUCGCGCAUCGCCCACGAGCUCAAGGUGCAGUUCGACGAGCUGCAGAAUCUUCGCCGCGAAUUCGCCAUCACGCGGCAGCUGCAGACUGACUUCGAAGGCGAUGUCAAGUCGAUCCUGACCACGGUGCGCGAGCAGGCGGGCGCCGUACGUGCGAUUGCCUCGACCAAGGUGGCUGCGGAGCGCAACUUUAUCGUGGCGGGCAAGUCGCGCCUGGACACGCAGUCGCAGGAUCUGCUGACGCUCAUCGAGGAUCUGCAGGACACGGUGGACGAUCUGCGCGUGGAUGUGAUCCAGCGCGGCGUCAAGCCCAAGCCGGUGCUGGUCAAGCAGAUCGUCGACGACGUGGAGCGCGCCACCAACGGGCUGGUGGAGCUCGAGGAGUAUGUGCAGACGGUCAAGCCGAGCUGGAAGAAGACGUGGGAGUCGGAGCUGCAGAACAUUGUGGACGAGCAGGAGUUUCUCAACCACGAAGAGGGGCUGCUCUCGGAUCUGCGCGACGACCUGGGCGCGCUGCGCGAGGUGUUUAGCAACAUCCAGCAGGUGGUCAAGCUUCGCGGCGGGUCGGGCAAGGGGGGCAAGUACAUUCCACCUCUGCCCGAGGACGGCCACGAGGGUCUGUCGACGGUCAUGAUGGAGGUCAAGUCGCAGGCGGUGAACCACGAGAAGCGGCUGCGGGCGCUGCAGGCGGUGGAGCGCCAACGGCAGAAGGACAUGCUGGCGUCCAAGGCCAACGACGAGUUCAGCGAGGAGCUGGCUGGCUUUGUCGACAAAAAGGUGCUGCGCAAGACGGGCGGCGUGCUGGAAGCCGAGCGUGUGCGUCAGAAGAGGGACCAUGCUACCUGGAAGGCUAUGUUUGGCGGCGGCGGUCCAGGCGGCAUCCCCAUGGCUCCGAGCGCGAGCGGUGGCGCCGAGGCCAAACCAAAGAAACUCAUCCUCGGCGCCAAGAAGGCGGCGGAUGCGGCCAAGCAGCCGCCUUCUGCCUCCAAGCACACUGCCAGUACCUCUGAGCACGCUGCCGUCUGA
Messenger RNA from Moesziomyces aphidis, 3879 nucleotides. NCBI's taxonomy places the organism in Eukaryota, Fungi, Basidiomycota, Ustilaginomycetes, Ustilaginales, Ustilaginaceae. The record is from the annotation of a GenBank genome assembly.